Messenger RNA from Ochlerotatus camptorhynchus, 2746 nucleotides. Its product is annotated as facilitated trehalose transporter Tret1-2 homolog. Bases 551 to 2194 code for a protein of 547 amino acids. Gene Ontology annotation, biological process: transmembrane transport; carbohydrate transport. Gene Ontology annotation, molecular function: sugar transmembrane transporter activity. The transcript has 5 exons. Lineage: Eukaryota; Metazoa; Arthropoda; Insecta; Diptera; Culicidae. Gene Ontology annotation, cellular component: membrane. The record is from RefSeq and is a predicted model, not a curated record.
ACCAGCUCAGUACGACCAGGGCACGGUGCUUAAGAUUGCCGCUCGCUAUACUUAUUCUAAUUCGCGCAUUUCUCCUCGAUCGCAUCGCCUCUCCAAGAAAGUGUGAUCAUCACCGCAAGUGAAAUGAAACGCCAAUCACCAUCGGCUGAAGAUUUGUAUAAUUGCCUGUAACGCUUCCCGUCGUCAAUUCAGACUCGAUUCAACCUUCGGCGCGAUCAGAUGUGCGACUUAAUUUAAUUAUCCAAAAUUUGGCCUACUGCUUGAUUAUUAAUAUCAACUUCGUGCUUAAUUACCAAACGGGUACCCAUACAUGUUGAUGGAAAAAGCGUGAGCGUGUGUGUUUUGGUGAUCAUUCAGUUUUUGAAGGCUGGAUCAAAUCGGAACAAGUGGGUGAGAAGAGAUUGAAUCAUCAACUAGGAAUCAACGAAUCUUAGUGCUAACCGAAACAAGUUACUAAGUGAGUGCAAGAUUAAUUGGUUUGCGAUUGUGCCAUAUGACUUAUUGACAAGGGAUACGUAAGUGGACGGUAAACAUAACUACACACUAAAAAAUGAUAAACGAGAAACGAUUAGCUGAUGACGCCAAUGGUGACGAGGAAGACGCAUACCGGCAGCUCACGCCGAAAAAUAAUCUACAAUUGAUUAGUCCAACGCUGACAUCCGGUUCCGCCAAAGAUAAAGAUGGAGAGGAUGGAACACUGACAGCACUGUACGGCUCGGUUGUUGAACUGGCCCGGACUGCCAGCAAGCGGAGUAAUCGGAUGCAGCUGACCAUGAGCAUUUUGGCAAAUUUGACGGUGCUCUCAUCUGGCAUGGGAUUGGGAUACUCGGCCAUAACGUUGCAUUCACUAACGAGAGAGGAAGAUCCAUUGCGGUUGAAUCCGGAACAAGCUUCGUGGUUUGCUUCCAUAAACUCGAUUGCUUGCCCCUUCGGUGGACUAAUAUCAGGCUAUUUGCUCGAUCGCAUCGGACGAAAGUGGACCCUGGUGCUGAUCAAUGUACUGUCGAUCGUGUCGUGGUCGCUCAUUGCCACAUCGAGCAGUAGCAACUUCGAGCUGAUGUAUACGCAGAUUUUGAUUGCGCGUGUUGUUAUAGGUCUGGUGAUUGGCUUGGUCAGCGCUCCAGCGUCAAUCUACUCCGCUGAAAUUGCCACCCCUCGCAUGCGUGGACGCCUCACCGUGCUCACAUCGCUCUCGAUUGCCGUCGGAAUACUCAUGAUUUACACCUUCGGAUAUUUCAUCCCGGAAAACUUCCGCUUGGUAGCUUCCAUAGCAGCCGGAUGCUGCGUCUUCUCGCUGCUUUUGCUAAUCCCGCUGCCCGAAUCUCCCGCUUGGCUGAUGUCGAAGGAUCGCGAAUCGGAAGCCGAACGAUCACUGAAGAAGAUUCGAGGAUUCGGUACCUGUAGCAAAACUAUUCCGGAAAUUGAACACGAAUUGGGACGUUUGCGAGAUAAUGUCCAAGCACAGAAGCUGGCUGGCAAGGAACGGUUUGUGGACCUCAUUAGGCAACCGCAAGUCUACAAACCUUUGGGAGUGAUCAUCGGAUUCUUCGGAUUCCAACAGUUUUCCGGAAUUUUCGUUGUCAUUGUUUACGCCGCAAAGGUAUCGUCUGAAGCGAGCGUUUCGAUUGAUCCAUUCCUGUGCACGGUUAUGAUCGGAGUGACUCGAGUGAUUGCCACGACGAUGGUGGCCUACAUUCUCGAUACCCUUGGUCGCAAGCCCCCAUCGAUCUUUUCGGGAGCGGGAAUGGCUGCCUGCAUGUUCGGUAUCGCGGCUUGCAUCUACCAUCCUCCGGCAGAGAAUCUCAGCUGGCUUCCAACGUUCCUGAUCAUAAGCUACAUCUUCACCAGCACCCUGGGAUUCCUUACGAUGCCAUUCAGCAUGCUGGCAGAGCUAUUUCCGCAAAAAGUACGCGGACCGGCAUCCGGAGUGACCGUCUUCUUCACCUACCUGAUGUCGUUUGUGAUCAUCAAGCUGUACCCAACGAUGGUGGAGAGCAUGGGCAGCGCCAACGUGUUCAUCUUCUACGGAGCCGUUUCCCUACUCGGUGUCCUGUACGUUUGCUACGUCGUUCCGGAAACUAAGGGAAAAUCAUUGCAGGAAAUUGAAGACUACUUCCGAGGCAAAUCUCUUACCAGGCGAUCGAGUCAAUCGGCCGAUGACGAAAGUGCCGACCUUUCGUCCUCUGCUGCGUGAGGUGGCGUCACUCGAGCAGAACAGGGAUCAUUUCGCACGUACUUAAAAGAUCAUUUCUCUUCAUUGGAGACUUUUCGGCACGAGUUGUUCAUGUUAUAUUUUAAGCACCCCGCAGAGAGUAGACCUUGAUUAUGACAUUUUUCUGUUUUUGCAAAUUAAUUUUGAUGGAUGUGAAAUUGACAGAGUUGAAAGGUUAUCCGAAUUCAUCAAACGUCGCCGAAUGGCGGAAUGGUUGAACCGCUGGACUGGGCUGUGGCAGUCAGUUUUGAUGAUUCGAUGGCAUCAUUUUUUUUUUGCAGUAGAUGAUCCUUGAAGAUCGUUCAUUAGAGGACAAAUUUAUAUCAAUUGAGAGACUCUUUUUUUUUAAAUCGACAGAAGCUGUUCAAAGAACAACGCUUGAUUAGCAGGAAUUCAAUUCCAUCACUCAGAGCAGUUAGCGUACUGUGAUAGAUAUUUUACUUCUGGUAACUUUGUUAGUGUAGGUAGAAUGUUUGUAAAUAGUUAUAUCCAGUGUUUUGUCAAUAUGAUACGAAAUAAACGAAAGUUCGAUGA